AUGACCAAUCGGUCGCUACGCACCAUCCGAACUGAGCUGGAAUUUCUCACAGAUGCCUCUAUCAUCACACCCCAACAACUGGCCAACUUCCUAUCCCAACUACCAAACCAGACACAACUACAUGCCCCCGUCGUGUCGGCAGCAAGCCCGACACCUACCCCAGUACAAGCACCAGUACAAUCUCCAGAGCCUACUCCAGCCUUUAACCCUCCUACCGCCCAGCUUCAGAAUACCACUUUGAAUGAGAAAGCACCGACACAGUACUCCAGUCCGGCCCCACCGCCACCUGCUUAUGCUCAAACACCACCAGUCUUAUCGAUUUCAUCGGCCAUGUACGCCUACACACCGACUGAUGCUGGUGAUCUGGCCCUUCAGCCGAAUGAUCGUAUUCAAGUUCUGGAGCACAUGAACAAUGACUGGUGGCGUGGCCGAAAUGAGCGAACAAACCAGGAAGGAAUAUUCCCUCGAAGCUAUGUCAGAGUUCUGGACGAGAAGCCCGCCGCUCCAGCCUUGCCCCAGCCUACCAAUUACGGAAACUUGCCUUUGGAUGUCGCUCAAUCCGGAUCAUCUGCAACUGACGCCAGCGGUCGUCGACCUAGUAAAUUUGAGGAGCAAGGCAAGAAAUUUGGAAGGAAGAUGGGCAAUGCCGCAAUCUUCGGUGCUGGUGCCACUAUUGGUUCCAACAUUGUUAAUGGCAUCUUUUAA
Talaromyces marneffei is the source of this 705-nucleotide messenger RNA. RefSeq lists its product as uncharacterized. NCBI's taxonomy places the organism in Eukaryota, Fungi, Ascomycota, Eurotiomycetes, Eurotiales, Trichocomaceae. The coding region runs from base 1 to 705 and encodes 234 amino acids. The record is from RefSeq and is a predicted model, not a curated record. Gene Ontology annotation, cellular component: ESCRT-0 complex. The transcript is spliced from 4 exons. Gene Ontology annotation, biological process: protein transport to vacuole involved in ubiquitin-dependent protein catabolic process via the multivesicular body sorting pathway. Gene Ontology annotation, molecular function: protein binding.